This is a messenger RNA of Closterium sp. NIES-67, 1422 nucleotides long. Lineage: Eukaryota; Viridiplantae; Streptophyta; Zygnematophyceae; Desmidiales; Closteriaceae. The record is from the annotation of a GenBank genome assembly.
AACAUGCACCCAGCGAGCAACCUCGUCUAUGGCACACACCAGCCAGCACCCUUCCCCAUAUCUGCUACCUCCUGUGUCUGCUUCUGCUCUCUGCUGUCCCUACUGCAAGCUGUUUGGUUCGGUUCCUCCCACACCCUGACGUCGUGCGCUUUUCCUACGCGUCCUGCCGUCCUCCGUACUGUUUGCUGAUCAUGCGCGUGAUUGCCGCUUAUUUCCCGCGAAGAUAACGUCGAAGCCGCGACCAUCGAACAGUUAUGUAAAUCGCGGUAGUUCCUUCCGUACACUGUACAGCGGCCGAAGGUCCCCUGAUUCGUUUCAGCUACGCACGUCAUGUAAAUACUCCGUCGCUCCCUGGACUUGUUUUCAUCGUAGGGGGUCCAUUAAUCAACCCCGCGUUUCCGUAGCUUUAGGUCCUCUAGCUUUUCGACCUUAGCUUACUCCAGGGAGGGGAAGCAGCCGCUCCCUCCCACGCAACCCCUGUCCUUUCGCCAGCGCCUUUUUCGCCAUAGUUCGCCAGCAUGUACCCCGGGCUGCAGCAGGAGCUGGGGGUAACAGAGGAUGAUAACUCCGCCGAUCUCGGGCCCGCGCCGCAGACCCUAGCAGCGGCCGGCACGGGCAACACUAGCUCAGGCGGCAGCAGCUUUCCCGCGGGGCUAAGGGUGCUCGUGGUAGACGACGACCCACUCUGCCUCAUGAUCCUCGAGCGCAUGCUCCGCCAAUGCUCCUACACUGUGACGACGUGCAGCCGCGCGGCGACGGCGCUGUCGCUGCUGCGCGAGAACCGCGACAAGUUCGACCUGGUGAUCAGCGACGUGUACAUGCCCGACAUGGACGGCUUUAAGCUGCUCGAACUCAUCGGCCUCGAGCUCGACCUCCCUGUCAUCAUGAUGAGCGCGAACGGCGAGACGAGCGCGGUGAUGAAGGGCAUAACGCACGGCGCGUGCGACUACCUCUUAAAGCCCGUGCGCAUCGAGGAGCUGCGCAACAUCUGGCAGCACGUCGUGCGCAAGCGCUCCACCCCGCGCGACGCCGCCUUCAAGCAGGAGCCCACGGGCGACUGGGACGAAACCGCCGCGGGGGGGGGCGGGGGAGGCGGCGGCGGCGGGGGCGCUGCUGCUGGCGCCACGAGCAUGGUGGGCGGGGGAGGGGGAGGCGGGGGAGGGGGAGGGGGAGGGAGUGUUGCUGGCGGUGGCGGUGGUGCGGGUGGGUUGCAGAGCCAGGGGCGUGAUGGGGACGGUGGGGGGGAGGGGGAGGCGGAGGCGGAGGGGGGGUGGGGGGGGGAGUGAGGGGGACGGGACGGGGAGCAAGCGCAAGAAGGAGGAGUAUCUGGAGGACGCGUCGACGCUGAAGAAGGCGCGCGUGGUGUGGUCCAUCGAGCUGCACCAGCAGUUCGUCAACGCCGUCAACAGGCUGGGCGUCGAC